AUGGCGCGCUCCAAACUCCUGGCUGCUUGUGUAGCGGGACUCUUGUUCCAGGCCCAAUCCUUAUCUGCUCUCAACUUCACCGUCGCAAAUGGCCAAGUAUUCACACCUGGCCUGGCCAUAGUCGAUGCACCGCAGCCAGGAACGCCGCUUGGUGGAGAUCAAGUCGAGAUUGCUCUCGAUGUUACUACGAAUGGCCGGCUGCAACUGCCUCCUUACCCAGAGGAGAGUCCCAGUAUGAUCCAUAACAUCCACAUAUUCCUAUAUAGCUACACUACGGGGCGCAAUUUCACCAUCACCAACGGCACUGCCUCUGCCAACAAUGCAAGUCUGGGGGACAUCAUGUUCCAGGAGCCCGGAAGCACCGUCAAGCACAUCUCCAUCCAUCAGUCCUUCCGCCUCAACGGCGAAGAUCACUACACUAUUUUUGAUAUGCCAAUUUCUGUCACCAAUAGUAUUCCUGAGAGUGACUCUCGCCCGUCCUGUGACGCCCUCGAUAAUCAGCCAAUGCUGUCACCUGAGCAACUUCGCGAGUCUGCCGACGAUAUGCCUAUUAUGUUCGCCCCAGGAGAUGCUACUGUGUUGCAGACGAUCGAUGACUUAAGGGGAUUGGGCGGAGCUGCGGCUCUUACUGCUGGUGGCUGGAGGAGCAUGUUGCAGCUUGGGAUGGCGGUGUUGGUUGGGGCAUGGCUGGCGAUGUGA
Molecule: messenger RNA, 699 nt
Organism: Thermochaetoides thermophila DSM 1495
Lineage: Eukaryota; Fungi; Ascomycota; Sordariomycetes; Sordariales; Chaetomiaceae
Exons: 3
Coding region: 1-699 (232 amino acids)
Source: RefSeq, a predicted model, not a curated record